AUGGACUGGUAUAGUAACUCACACCAUAGGAAGAGAGGCUCAAUAAGUAGCAGUAGCGCCGCCACAAGUGGUGCAGGAAAUCAUAAUAGUAGUGAUAACAAUAACAACACUAACAAUGGAUACAAUGCGAGCCCAUCACUGAUAAUUCCAGCAACAGCAACUGCAACAGCAACUGCAACAGGUUCAAAUUUACCGCCUCCUAGUUCUUCAGCAUACACAGCGAAUUACUCACCUUUGUUACCAUAUGCAAAUUUCCCAACAAGUGUUGUUGCGUCACAAUCAUCCUUGUCUAAUGCACCACCACCAACAUCUUCUUCAAUGACGAAUCGCAUACCUCCCCCACAUCACCUGAAUCAACAUCAGCAUCAGCACCAGCACCAGCACCAGCACCAGCACCAGCAUCAGCAUCAGCAUCAGCAUCAGCAUCAGAAUCAGAAUCAGUUUUCACAACAGGAUCUGCCGUACUUGUCCAAGGGAACGACAUUAAACGCUCCAUCAGUUUCAUAUCUGCAAGCUCCGUCGCCUUCAAUUUUGGCAAGUCCCGGCAAGAUGAACCACGCAGCAGCAGCCACUAUCGCCGCAAUUAACGCCCCCCUAUCACCAGCUCAUACAUACCAAUCAGUCAGUGGACUUAUGACUGCGGGGACAACACCAGGGAUGGCUCCAAUUUCCUCAGCGGGACUAGGACUUUUUGAGCGAAAUUCAUAUUAUUUCAGUCAAUACCCGCUUUUUGCAUGUGAUUGGACUUGUCUUAAUAAUAGUAGCAACAGCUCACUAGAUUGUAUUGCAUUUGGGUCGUAUAAGGAAGGAUUCACUAAUAAACUAGAAAUUGUUUAUGGAUACCAAUCACAAAAUUAUGAUUAUGGUGGUGCAGGAAGAGGACAAGGAGCAGGAACGGGAUAUUAUUACGAAGACGAUACCAGUGGCGGAGGUAAUGAUGAGAUAUUCCUAAAGCGUGUUGCUGAUAUUAGUUUAGAUUAUCCUAUAACACAUUUGAAAUGGGACCCAAUGAUGCUGAAGUGUGGUGGCAGUGGCAGUGGCAGUGGUACGGAUAUGAUACCUCCUCAACGAUUAGCAGCUUCAAGCGAGGUGAUGCGAUUAUACAAGGUGAACAAUUUGGGGAAUGAGAAUUAUCAAUUAGUUCAGACGCAUACAUUAGCUAAUAACACUGCAAGUAGUAGUCAUUCAACUAGUAAUAGUGCCAAUAUCAACACGGCUAUUUCAGGUACUAGCGAGGAGACAAACACGUAUCCUCCCGUGACCUCAUUUGAUUGGAACACCACAGACCCGAAUAUCAUAAUCACAUCGAGUGUAGAUACUACAUGCACCGUAUGGGAUUUGAAUCGAUCACAUCCCUAUGACGAAUUUACAGACAGUGCCCUCGUCAAGACCCAGUUGAUUGCACAUGACUCGGAAGUGUUUGAUGUUAAAUUUAUACAUAAAUCCACCAAUGUGUUUGCUUCUGUAGGGAAUGAUGGAUCAAUGAGGGUAUUUGAUCUAAGAUCAUUGGAGCACUCCACAAUAAUCUAUGAGCCACUACCAUCUCCCGUGAACUCGUCAAAGGGAUCACGAUCUUCUGGACAAUCUGCCACAUCAAUUUCAGGAACUGUAAGGAUUCCUGGACAAAUACACUCAGCAAACUACAACUCAAAGGCAUUAUUAAAAUUGACCACCUCAAAUAUUGAUCAGUAUCAUUUAGCCACCAUUGGUGUCAACUCUAAUCAGAUUAUAAUUAUCGAUAUGAGAAUGCCUGGAUUGCCUUUAGCCACUAUUGAUGCAUCUACAUCAACACCGGCAAUGAGUCGGGGUGCAGGUGCUGCAAAUGUUUCUGCUGCUGGUCAAGGAAAUGGACCGGCGAUCAAUCUGAUUGAGUGGCAUCCUACUUCGAAUUAUUUGCUAAGUGGAGGAGACGACUGUCAGGUACUAGUAUGGGAUAUUAACAACAUAAAUCUGAGUGCUAGUGCCAGUUCUACAUCAAGUUUGAAUGGCAAUAAUAAUUUGCCAAUUUCGAAUGGGAAUGGCAGUGGUAUCAGUGGUGGUGAUAGAGGAAUGAGUAAUAGUGGCAGUAGCGGCAGCGCAGUAGGAUACGUUAUCGACACACCUGUUUUAGCAUAUGAGGAAGAAUUGGAGGUGAAUAAUGUAUGUUGGAGACAGAAUGUGGGUGACUAUAUGGGUGUUGUUAGUGGUAGAGGAUUCCAAGCCGUAUCGAUCUAA
Messenger RNA from Lodderomyces oxycetoniae, 2214 nucleotides. RefSeq lists its product as uncharacterized. The transcript has a single exon. Lineage: Eukaryota; Fungi; Ascomycota; Pichiomycetes; Serinales; Debaryomycetaceae. Gene Ontology annotation, cellular component: nucleus. Gene Ontology annotation, molecular function: protein binding. The record is from RefSeq and is a predicted model, not a curated record. Bases 1 to 2214 code for a protein of 737 amino acids.